GGGCGAUGCGCUUUCCCGCGCAGGGGAGACACCGGCGCGCGGCUGCUCGGGCCACAGCCCAGACAGCGCGCGCCCCUCACCGCCGUGUCUGCUCCUCCGCUGGCUCCCAAUAGCGGAGCAAGCCCAGCGGCGGAGGCGUGGCCAGGCCUCUUAAGGAAGCUCAGCUGGGGCGAGCUCUCUGCAGAGGCUCGUAUGCUGAGGGCCGGGAUUAUGGCGACCUACGUGCAACUGAGCACUAAGGCCAAGAUGCCCAUACUGGGGCUAGGCACCUGGCAGGCUCCUCCUGGGAAGGUGGCAGAUGCAGUGAAGUUUGCCAUCGAUGUUGGAUAUCGCCACUUUGACUGUGCCUAUUUGUACAAGAAUGAGAGUGAAAUAGGGGAUGGGAUCCAGCAGAAAAUCAAGGAAGGGGCUGUGAAACGGGAAGAUCUUUUCAUUGUCACUAAGCUUUGGUGCACGUUUCAUGAGCGAUCCCUUGUGAAAGGGGCAUGCCAGACAAGCCUUGCUGCAUUGAAACUGGAUUACUUGGACCUGUACCUUAUUCACUUUCCUAUGGGAUUCAAGGCUGGGGAGGAGACACAUCCUGUAGAUGACAGUGGUAUGAUUGUCUCUAGUGACACUGAUCUUUUGGACACCUGGGAGGCUAUGGAAGAGCUGGUGGAUGCAGGUCUAGUGAAAGCCAUUGGAAUCUCCAACUUUAACCACAAACAGAUUGAGAGAAUCUUGAACAAGCCUGGGUUAAAAUACAAGCCUGCCAACAACCAGAUUGAGUGCCAUCCAUACCUUACCCAGGAGAAGCUGAUUAAGUAUUGCCAGUCCAAAGGGAUCUCUGUGACCGCAUACAGUCCUCUUGGCUCUCCUGACAGGCCAUGGGCCAAGCCAGGGGACCCUACUCUCCUGGAAGACCCUAAAAUUAAAGAGAUUGCUGCUAAACACAGCAAAACCCCUGCUCAGGUUCUGAUCCGAUUUCACAUCCAGAGGAAUGUGGCAGUCAUUCCCAAGUCUGACAAACCACAUCAUAUUGAAGAGAAUUUUAAGGUGUUUGACUUUGAAUUGACUAAUGAGGAGAUGGAAACCAUCCUCAGCUUUAACAGGAAUUGGAGGGUGGUUGAAAUGCUCAAAGCUGUGAAUCACAAGGAAUAUCCAUACAAAGAAGAUUAUUGAAGCUGGUGUUUCCUGGGCGCAUCUGGCUACUACAGAAGUGGAGCCUCUUCUGCUCUGAUUUGUUCUUCUGUACUGAGUGGCCUUCAACUAUUGCCUGCCCUUCUUUUACCACCAAACCCAUGGUCUGAAAGAAGGAAUGUAGCAAAAAGUUGAAGAACAAACCAAACCAUUUUGAUAGGUUAUCUUUUUAUCAAAGAGUUGGAGGUACUGCUUUUUGCAACACUACCCAAAAAAGUUCUUUCAUUCCUCUUUUCUUUUAUAUUAAACGCCACUUCCUGUUUAAUCACUUUAGAAAGAGUUCAAGGUAGGUUAAUACAAUACGUCAGUGCAAUAAGGGAUGCUGUAUUAACUACAUAACUUUCUAUACAGUUACUUAUGUCACUUGUCUGUUUGUCCCAGCUGGAUAGAUAAUAAUUAUGCUGUGCUUAAUGUAAGACAUUAAACUACUGAAUUA
Pelodiscus sinensis (Chinese soft-shelled turtle) is the source of this 1615-nucleotide messenger RNA. NCBI's taxonomy places the organism in Eukaryota, Metazoa, Chordata, Testudines, Trionychidae. The record is from RefSeq and is a predicted model, not a curated record.